CUCUCUCUCGAUCUCGAUCUCGAUCUCGAUCGCUUCUCCGGAAGAAAGAAGAGCGAAACAUCCAACUGUAGGAGGAGCGAUCGAUGGAGGCAGGGGCGAGUUCCAGUCGGCGGCAGCGGCAGAGGCCUCACGGAGCCUUCAAGGAGGAGCUAUCGAUGGAGGCAGGGGCGGGUUCCAGGCUGCGGCAGCGGCGGGGGCCUUACGGAGCCUUCAAGGAAGUGGCUGAGCCACUGUUCAGUGUGGGAGCACAGGUCGAGGUCAGCCGGGAAAGCAAGAACUAUGGAGCUGCUUGGCUUGCAGCUACUAUUGUUAGUAUGAUCAGCAAGUCCAUAUUUUUGGUGGAUUGCAAGACCCCGAGAGCUGUCACUGACAGAGAGUUGUCGACGGAGAUUGUUGAUGCUCAACACAUUAGGCCUCCACCUCCCCUUGCAUUAGACGAUGAGGAUUUCAGGUUACAUGAUGUUGUUGAGGUGCUUUACCAUGGCGGGUGGUCGCUAGGAGUUGUUACUCAGAUUUCUAAUGGGUCAAAGUACAUUGUCAAGUUGAAGCAUCAUGAAGAGGAGAUGGAGUUUAAUUGUUUUGAAAUGAGAUCCUGCCAGGUAUGGGAGGAUGGGCAGUGGAUCAGCUAUUCCUCCCAGAGCAUGAAACAAUAUUCACAGGAGGAGUUAAAGACAAGGAAGAGAGGCAGGCCUGCAAAGAAAAGCAUAGAAUCGGAACAAGCAGAAGAUUUGCCUGAGCAAGUUGCUGAAGAAGAACAUGGGAAGAAAGAAAUUGAGCAAUCAAAUCAAGGUCGUCUUGUGAUGCAUCUUUUGAAACUCGAGCACAUAGUCAUCAUGAUGAAGCAACGGGGUACAAGGACCCCCCACUACUUGCGAAUAUGCAGGUCUAUGAAGAAGCAACAUCCCUCUUCUGAAUCGCUGAUUGCACAAGUAAUUUUUAAGUUUUCAUGGUUAAGAUGUGGAACCAGUCAGUAUAUGGUUCUCAGCCUCGAUCAGGUAAGCCCAUGAUUGUGGACUGGACCCAGUCGUGCCCAGUUCAGGUUUGAAAGCAACAAUGCCUGAGACUCAUGCUGAGUUCCAUUUCCAUUGCAUUAGCUGACAAACUUCAAGCUGAGGAAUAUCAAGAAAAGUCUGCAAUUGUAUUAAUCUGCUUCUUGGCCUAAAACAUUGGAUGGGCCCUAUCAAAUUUUAGUAUUUCCAAUGUAAUCUUUAAUACAUAACUCCAUUUAA
Molecule: messenger RNA, 1229 nt
Organism: Phoenix dactylifera (date palm)
Lineage: Eukaryota; Viridiplantae; Streptophyta; Magnoliopsida; Arecales; Arecaceae
Source: RefSeq, a predicted model, not a curated record